AGUGAACAGUGACCAGGAACAAUUUCCACGUUAGCGUUUUUAUUGUCGUUAAUUAUACUUUUUUAACACCAUGGAACUCAAAAUAUGACUAUUUUAACUUAACAGCAUUACAUACUCAUCCCAUGUAGUCUUUAAUUCGCGUUGGGAAAAGGACUUGUUCGAUAUACGUUAUCUAGGUAACGCAAGCUGCUAACGUUAGCUAACAAUGGCUAACUGUAUGGUUUUUCACACUCAAAUAGCCUCCAUCAUGGAGGUGCUAGCGAAUGCAGCCGUGGCAGAUAUAUGUAAACUCGUAGACGACGACUAUGCAGUGUUUCGUUUAGAAAUAACUCAAAGCCAGAAAGAAAACAGGGCAUUGCGGAGGAAACUACAGCUACUGGAAUUGAAGACGACACGGGAGCGCGCAGAGAGGACAAUGCGAGAGCGCGUCCUCGCCAGUCGUCCCAGUAGUGUCAAGAUCCUCGACCGAUACAGAGGAAUCGCAAGAGGUGAAGGAAAUCUCACUGGAGGCCACAGGAGCUUUGUGAAGCCAGCGGGACACAAUACAUGGAGAGAUGAACAACCAAUCACCGUUGAUGAUGGGAGUGGAACCUCAACCCAGCACGUUAUCAUGAUAGAGUCUGCAGAGGCUGAAAGUCCUGGGGUCAAGCUGGAUAGGUCUGAAGAAGAGGAAGACCCACGGCACAGCGGAGACAUCAAGACUGGAGGGACUGGAGCACUCCCUGUAGCCACGGAGGACCCCGCCCCAGUGCAGCCCAGGACCCGACACAGCAUCACGGAGGUCAGUGGAACGCUGAACACCGUCCUCAAGUCAGAGACCGACACAGAGACUUUAACAGUAACACAAAGGCUUUUACACACAGGAUCUGACCACAGGUCAGACUCUGAGAGACUGGGGCUUGGGGGACUGGGGUGUCCUCCUGCUCCAAGCUCAGAAUAUUUACUUUACAGUAACCCGAGGACUGUUCAUUCCAAUCCAGAUUCAGGUGAUGUGUUAAAUGCUGGCGAUGAUCCAUGUUGUUCUUACACUACAGAGAUGGACCCUGGCAGCAUGCCCUUGGGUUUAGAGACACAGACUGAUCUGUCUAGAGGAGACUGGAAUCGGUACAGUAGUAGUGUGUACUCUGAAGGGUGCCUAGAUAAGAAAGGGGAGGGUCUAGUUGUAGAUGAAGUGACUGUGAAAGUGGAGGGCGACACUCCUCCCACAUGGAAUGCAGAUAGUCACCUAGGCGAUGGACACUCACAAGGCAGAGAUUUCUUAGAUUACAGGGAAAGCUUAGUGUCCACGUCGAUGGGGCCUUCCGAUUCACACGGGCGUAUCAUUUUCAAUCAGCUAUUGAACUCAGACGACAGGGCUAGAGCCCAGGCUCAGGGAAGGGGAGCAACAUCAGGCAAUAGUAAAGAGAAACGGUUCCUCUGCAUGUUCUGUAACAAAGGCUUCAGCUGCGCCCAGAAGGUGGAGAUCCACCAGAGGGUCCACACAGGAGAGAAACCAUACAGCUGCCCCCAGUGUCACAUGCGCUUCGCCCAGUCUGGCAGCCUGAAGAGGCACCAGAAGGUCCACACAGGGGAAAAACCCUUCAGCUGCCCCCAGUGUGAUAAGAGGUUCUCCCGUCAGCACCUGCUGAAGACGCACCUGAAGGUCCACACAGGAGAGAGGCCGUUCACCUGUACACAAUGUGGGAAGAGGUUCUCAGAGAGGAGCUACCUCAAGAUACACCAGAAGAAAAACCAUUCCACUCUAUAGCUUCUGACGUGUUGAGCACCUCCUGCAUUAAAAACGAACAUGAAUUGUCAUUGUUGUCAGCAGAAAAGAUCCACAGAUGCAUUUGGAAUAACAAGAGUAACAGAUUUCAGUGUUGAAUAUUCAACACUACGUAAAGGUAGACUCAGCGAGAUGAUGUAGAUCCGGGUUCACCAACUGGCGGCCCGCGGUUGAGUUUUCUGAGCAAUUAAAACUAAUACAUUUGUAUUUGUUUUUAUUGUUGGACAUAAAAUACCAGCAAAUCAGUUCCAAUUGAUUUUAAUUUUGGAAUCCUGAGUAUUCCCAUGCCUAAUAGAAAGAUAUAUGUGAUCAUAUACAAAUUUAAGCAAGGUUUGAAAUUAUUAUAUUUUUGUCAAAUAUAUCUGUUUGGUCUUCUUGCGGUCAAUUUUCAGUCUACAAAUGAUAAUUAUGUUCCGGCCCCUUGACAAUCUGCAAGAAAGAUAUUGGCCCGUAGCUGAAUCUAGUUGAUGAUCUCUGACUUAGAUGCACAAAGUAAACAGCAGUAGUGGGUCAAUUUCCGCAAUAACUAAGAGUGUUGAAGCAUGAGGCUAAACAAGGAGUAAUCUGAGUAACAGAUUUCAGUGUUAAAUAUUCCUGGGUAGAAUAUUGCAUCCAGACAUUGUGUGAUAUAUAAGGCAUAUAUAUAUAUAUAAGCCUAAUGAGUCUGUUUCAUAUUGUGUUUGUACUGUACAUUUGAUGUUAAAUCCAUUACUUCCUUUCAACUACCCAAAAAAUUCCCAAGACACUUUUAAUGAGAAAAGAAAUGCAGUUUAUCGAGUAAAUACAGAUUUGUUUCUGAGACGUGUAUGUGUGAUUUUCAUAUGGUGUAUUUAGAACUCGUUUAUGUUUAAUAAACACAAAAUGUGACUUUUC
Messenger RNA from Salvelinus namaycush (lake trout), 2638 nucleotides. Its product is annotated as zinc finger protein 500-like. Lineage: Eukaryota; Metazoa; Chordata; Actinopteri; Salmoniformes; Salmonidae. Gene Ontology annotation, cellular component: nucleus; PcG protein complex; transcription regulator complex. The transcript is spliced from 3 exons. The record is from RefSeq and is a predicted model, not a curated record. Gene Ontology annotation, biological process: regulation of transcription by RNA polymerase II. The coding region runs from base 206 to 1747 and encodes 513 amino acids. Gene Ontology annotation, molecular function: DNA-binding transcription factor activity, RNA polymerase II-specific; RNA polymerase II cis-regulatory region sequence-specific DNA binding.